Molecule: messenger RNA, 438 nt
Organism: Penicillium hordei
Lineage: Eukaryota; Fungi; Ascomycota; Eurotiomycetes; Eurotiales; Aspergillaceae
Product: Mannose-binding lectin
Exons: 1
Coding region: 1-438 (145 amino acids)
Source: RefSeq, a predicted model, not a curated record
AUGAACGGCCCAUUUGGUGGAAAGGACGGCGGCGGCUACGAUGAACAGCAUGGAAAACAUAAAGUCAAGAUUAUUGAUGCCUGGGGAACGAAGUUUAAGACAUACGAUGUUCUGAACGGAUUUCAGUUCAUCUGGGAUGACGGCCAUCGGAGCAACCUUAUCGGUCAUAGGAACGAUAGCAAUUAUAAAGGAGUCGAGUUUAACGAUGGUGAAAAGAUAACCGACAUGACUGUCCAUGCUGGAAAUGGUGAAGGCUAUGUCAACGGCUUCGAAUUCAAUACAAACCAAAACCGCCACUAUUCGAUUGGUGGAAAGGAGGGCAAAGCUUUCCCUCUUAAAAACCUUGGGACUGGUUAUUUGACUGGAGCGACAGGCGGAUAUCCUAAUCACGGCUGUGGAGACGUCGUGGAUAGUAUGGACAUCUACUUCUUGACCUAA